Molecule: messenger RNA, 1372 nt
Organism: Olea europaea var. sylvestris
Lineage: Eukaryota; Viridiplantae; Streptophyta; Magnoliopsida; Lamiales; Oleaceae
Product: transcription factor GTE1-like
Exons: 9
Coding region: 116-1291 (391 amino acids)
Molecular function (GO): protein binding
Source: RefSeq, a predicted model, not a curated record
UAAAAGUUAAAAAAAUGGCUACUUUGCAACCUACAAAUAGACAGCACAGACGCAUUAAUAUUCGGUACAUAGACCUUGGUUUCUCUUCUACUUCGUCGAUUUUCCCAAAACCCAGAUGGAAACAGUGAAUGGUGAUUCCCUUGCUGUGGUGCCACAAGAAACCAUGGGCAAUUUAUCCAAUGUGGAGAGUUAUAAUCAACGGGUGGACGAGAUUUUCAAAAAAGUUAAUAAGCUAGAGAAAAACUUAAAUGAGGUUGAGCAAUUUUAUUCAUCUGCCAAUAAAAAGCAGCCAAACACUUCGAAAGGUAGCUCAGUUCUGAAGGACAAAGAUAGGGAGAAGCUGUUUGCCAGCUUUAAGAGGAGGCAACAAGAUGCAGCCAGUAGGGAAGCGGCUGCUGGUAAGAGAAUGCAAGAGCUAAUGCGCCAAUUUGGAAUGAUAUUACGCCAGAUAACUCAGCACAAAUGGGCAGUACCAUUUAUGCAACCUGUGGAUGUGUUAGGUCUUGGUUUGCACGAUUACUAUGAGGUUAUUGAGAAGCCCAUGGACUUCAGUACUAUUAAAAGCAAAAUGGAGGCUAAGGAUGGUAACGAAUAUAAGAAUGUUCGAGAGAUUUGGGCAGAUGUGAGGUUGAUAUUUACGAAUGCGAUGAAAUAUAACAAUGAAAGGGAUGACGUCCACGUUAUGGCCAAAACUUUGUUAGAGAAGUUUGAGACAAAGUGGCGGCAACUCUUGCCUAAAGUUGGUGAAGAGGAAAAAAGACGGAAAGAAGAAGAAGCUGAGAUGCAGCUUGAUAUGCAGCUCACCCAAGAUGUUGCUCAUGCCAAAAUGGCCAAAGAUUUAAGUGGAGAGCUGGACCAGGUUGAGGUGCAUCUGGAAGAACUCAGAGAUAUGGUACUUCAGAACUGCAGAAAGAUGUCGACUGAAGAGAAGAGAAGACUCAGCAGUGCCAUUGCCAAGUUAUCUCCUGAGUAUAUCAACAAGGCGGUGGAAAUCUUUGCCCAGGGUAACCCGGACUUUCAAGCAUCCAGGGAAGACGUGGAAAUUAACAUGGAUGUUCAGGUUAUAAAGCCUGUUUCUUCCCUUUCACAACUUUAUUUUAUGGCAUACUGUAAGAGUGAGUCGACCUUGUGGAAAUUGAAGUUUUUCAUAAAAGAUGCUCUACAAGGACGGGGGAAGAAUUCAUCAAACAUCAAUGAGGAUAACCAAAACAACAAUAACAAAAGAAAAAGAGAGAUUUGUGGUGCUCUUGCCAAGACUUCCCAGAAGAGGGGCAAAAAGUUCCCUGGCUGAAGUACCAAUUUAGUCUGGCCCUCCUAUGUAAAUAAAUUACCGAAUUUGUGAGGGGUUGAAUUUUUUUUCCUUUUUUUCUUU